This is a messenger RNA of Hemibagrus wyckioides, 999 nucleotides long. RefSeq lists its product as uncharacterized. Gene Ontology annotation, biological process: positive regulation of cytokine production; B cell receptor signaling pathway; positive regulation of B cell receptor signaling pathway. Gene Ontology annotation, molecular function: transmembrane signaling receptor activity. The record is from RefSeq and is a predicted model, not a curated record. The transcript has 6 exons. The coding region runs from base 146 to 847 and encodes 233 amino acids. Gene Ontology annotation, cellular component: membrane raft. NCBI's taxonomy places the organism in Eukaryota, Metazoa, Chordata, Actinopteri, Siluriformes, Bagridae.
GUUACAGUCAUGCCUUUACUGACAUUGCACGGAUUAGAGACUGAUCACAACUCAGAUUAAGUGUUUGACAAGCAGUCUGAGAUUAGGCAUUUCAGAUAUUUCUUACACAUAGUAAAAAUAAUAAUAAUACAGUAGCAGGGGCAAGAUGCUUACAGCACAGUUUGGAGUGUUCUGGAUUGUUCUGUUGUGUUGCUGUUAUAAGAGUGAAGCCAAACUUCUUCUCAAGAACCGAACCUGCGUGGCACUGGCAGGAGAAGCAGUCAUCCACAGGCUUGAAAUCAUGCCAGAUAAUAGCACCGAGGGCAGGAUUAGGUGUUUUCAUAACAGCCAUCAAGUAUGGGAACAAUCCAUUGAUAAAGCUAACUCUUUAAUACGUAUGUCAGCAAAUAUCAUCAUGCAUAACAGCUCAUGCUCCGGAGAAUACUACUUCGAGUACAUGAAUGAGAAGCAAUACUGGGUUGUCCUUGUACGAGAGAGCGGUUUUCAGCCAAAUACUAUGAUGUUUGCCAUCCAUUUGCUGGUUGUCAUCAGCAUUCUGCUGCUUCUCAGCGUCAUUGGAUCAGUUUAUAUCUACAAGUGGUACAAGAAUCAUUCACCAUCUGAAGGAGAUGGAGAUAAAGUGAAAGCCAAAAAAAGAAAGAGGAAUACAGUUGCGACAGUAGAAGGAGCCAUGUCUGAAUCUGUGUACACGGCACUUCAACACAACACUGUCUCCGUUUAUGAUGUGCUGAAUGUGGACGAAGCCAAGACAGCAAGCACAGAGAGCCAAACGUCAAAGAAAAAGGUUUCCAAGACUUCCAAGCCAGUAGAGGAGGGGAUAUUCGAGUCUGUUUAUGAAAACCUGUGAUUAAAUACUAUUUGCACAUACAGAAGACAUAUUUUUAAAUGAUGUAUAAACUCUAUAAGUAUGCUAAUCUUUCACCUGUACAGUUGUCUAUUGCUUUUUGCAUAAACAAACAAAAAGUUGGCAAUAAAAAAAAAAUGUGUAAACUCUACAGA